GCUUUUAGCUCUGUUAGGGCUAAAAACCAAAGACUUGGGGUUUUACAGAUUUCCUUCACCUCGAUUCACUUCGUCAAAGUUGUUACCAACAGUCUCCAUGGCACUGCCUCGAGGACCAGGACCGUAUUCUGGAACCAGCACCCUCGCCUUGGUGGCUCGUGCUUCCGCAUUCUCUCUUGGACUCGUGUAUGGCACCAUCAAGCUCAAGGUCCUCCAGGCCAAGGCUAAAUCUCACCAGAAGGCUGCAGCGAAGGCUCAUCACUGAAGCAGGUUUGUUCUAUCAAAAGUUGUGAAUGAGGAUUUGGGGAUAUAGGAAUAAUGCAUAGGGGUGGACUGUGCAAAUGUUUCAUUUCUCAGAUGUUUUUUGGAUUAUGCGAACCUUGCUUUGAAGCUGCCAGGUAGUGAUUUUGCAUUGAGAAUCUUAAUUGCAGUACUUCAGGAUGGUCAAUUUGUUGACCUCGCCUAUUCUAAUGCACUUCAAUUUCCAUUGUUUAGUGAAAUUUCGAGGGUAAUAGGCGCUUGAUUAAUAGGUAAUUAUGAUGGAUAAUAAGCUUCAAUUUCCGUAUCAUGUGGUUUGAGCUUGA
Messenger RNA from Argentina anserina (silverweed cinquefoil), 584 nucleotides. RefSeq lists its product as uncharacterized. The coding region runs from base 98 to 265 and encodes 55 amino acids. The record is from RefSeq and is a predicted model, not a curated record. The transcript is spliced from 3 exons. Lineage: Eukaryota; Viridiplantae; Streptophyta; Magnoliopsida; Rosales; Rosaceae.